Messenger RNA from Salvelinus sp. IW2-2015, 1770 nucleotides. Its product is annotated as AN1-type zinc finger protein 3. Lineage: Eukaryota; Metazoa; Chordata; Actinopteri; Salmoniformes; Salmonidae. Gene Ontology annotation, molecular function: DNA binding; zinc ion binding. The record is from RefSeq and is a predicted model, not a curated record.
CCUCGGUAUUUAGACGCGCGUGCAUAUCACAAAGGUUUCGAUAUUCACCGGCAAUCUUUGCCGCAUUGGUUCCGCCUUCACUCCAGCUGAUCGGCCUUGAUUACCUGGUGUGGUCCGUCGGACUUUCCGCGACCGUUAAUUAUAAAUUAUCAAUUAAAAACUGUAUGGUUGACAGCGGCAGCUAGUUUCAGGAAAGCACUCCAUGUUCGUUGACAUUUUCAUCCGGAUAUUUUUUAUUUUAUUUUUUACUGUGGAUGUUAUUUCUUUAGUUCGUGUCUUGGAAUCGCUCUACAGUACCAUAACUAGGCCGCAACCCAAUCCCCGGUGUCACCUACGUGCAUUUAACGUUAACUAGCCAUCGACUGGAGACAACCAUGGGGGACACAGGCAGUGAACGAAGCAAGCCGCCACCACGCUGUUCGUGUGGAUUUUGGGGGUUCAGCAAAACCAUGAACCUUUGCUCCAAAUGUUUUACGGACAUUGAGAAGAAGCAGCCAGGCGAGGACUGUGCCCCAGAGCCUGCCCUCAGCUCAAGCAACAGCCAGUCAGUCAUCUUCUAUAGCGAAUCAAGCAGCAGCAGUAGCCAAUCCCUUUCGUCAGCGCCUGUCAGCUCAGAGGACCCGUUGCCCGGAGACACAGAAGCCACGCCUCUACCUGAACAAGAUGAAGUCUCCAGCACAGACACAGCCCAAGGCAUACUAGUAUCCACCCCCACAAAACGGCCCUGCAACUCAGCCUCUGAGUCAGAGAGUGACGCAUCCCCAGAGAAGAGCGCACGGGUGGGCCCCGGGUCUAAGGAGUCGUCAUCUACCCACGGAGUUCCCAAGCAGAAGAGAAGCCGGCGCUGCCACCGAUGCCAAACCAAACUGGAGCUGGUACAGCAAGAGCUGGGCUCCUGCCGCUGUGGCUAUGUGUCCUGCAUGCUCCACCGGCUGCCCGAGCAGCACAACUGCCUCUUCGACCACCUGGGGCGCGGGCGCGAAGAAGCCGUCCUCAAGAUGGUCAAGCUGGAUCGCAAGGUGGGCCGCUCAUGCCAGCGCAUCGGUGAGUAGUGCUCCUGAACCCCACCCCCCAUCCACAACCCCGAUGAUGAAAGCAAGGAAGAGGAAAGAGACUGCGUCCUAAAUCAUUCAUCUUUAUCCAGAAAUGUACAGACCCCGUCAUGGAUUUCUUAAAAGUAUAGGAUUGGUGUUAAAGCAUUGGCUGCGUUGUUAAAUCAAUGUGAGAAAGUGUGUAAGUGGAGACUUCGGGGAAAAGGUGGCAAAUGGGGACGGAGACAAAUGCUCACUUUAUACUCACUUUUCUCCCCAGUGCCCCUUUUUGUUGUGACAAUGCUCUUACCUCAAAUAAGCAGACAAAGCACUUCUAGUUUUCGCGCCCCGACAAGGGACUGCUAAAGUCACCUAUCUGUCACUUCCCGGUCUGCCAACCUCAUAAUAAAGACCAGAGCCCCCUCAUUUCAUCACUAUUAUCACAGAGUGGGAUGAAGUUAACCCCUAAACACUGAUCUAAGGUCAUUUUUUAGUUCCAGUCAACCCAGUGAUUAAGGGUAUGAUGCAAGGUUAAGUUGAUCUUAGAUCUGUACCUAAGGGGGCACCUACCACCCCAAGAAAUCUCUUGAAUCUCUCUCCCUCCACUGUUUUGUGAUUUUUGAGCGUAUCACACCCACCACUGCUUCUCAGCCUUAACCCCUCCCAUCUCAAAUCAAAUCAAGUUUAUUUUAUAUAGCCCUUCGUACAUCAGCUAAUAUCUCGAAGUGCUGUACAGAAA